This is a messenger RNA of Echinops telfairi (small Madagascar hedgehog), 860 nucleotides long. Its product is annotated as tomoregulin-2-like. The coding region runs from base 366 to 860 and encodes 164 amino acids. The record is from RefSeq and is a predicted model, not a curated record. The transcript has 4 exons. Gene Ontology annotation, biological process: cell differentiation; multicellular organism development. Gene Ontology annotation, molecular function: protein binding. NCBI's taxonomy places the organism in Eukaryota, Metazoa, Chordata, Mammalia, Afrosoricida, Tenrecidae.
GGGCCGCUCUGACUCUCCCUCCGCCCUCCCUGCCGGGCUCCUCGCCGCCGGCCUCGGGCUACCAGGCUUCCCGGGCGCCCCGGCUUCCCAAAGCCCCCUCCGCGCGGCCACCGCUUCCCGCGACUCUGGCGCAGCCCCGCAGCCGACAGCCCCCUCACUCCCGGGACUGAGCCGGGUCACCGGAUGUUGCUGAAACUCCGGGGAUCAUGCGCCGUCUCGGCAGCUCCUUCCCCGCCCGGUGCCUCUCCCGCCGCCGCCGCCCCGGCUGCCGUGGCCCGCGGGGUGCUCAGUAGUCCGCUGCCCGGCCCCCGCCAUCCCGUGUUCCUCGGAAGCCGUUCGCUGCGGCGGAGUUGCGCGAACUAGUCAUGGUGCUGUGGGAGUCCCCGCGGCAGUGCAGCAGCUGGACCCUUGGCGAAGGCUUCUGCUGGCUGCUCCUGCUGCCGGUGAUGCUGCUGCUCGUGGUCCGCCCGGUGAAGCUCGCCGCUUUCCCUACCUCCUUAAGUGACUGCCAAACACCCACCGGCUGGAACUGCUCCGGUUAUGAUGACAGAGAAAACGAUCUCUUCCUCUGUGAUACCAACACCUGUAAAUUUGAUGGAGAGUGUUUAAGAAUUGGAGACACCGUGACUUGCGUCUGUCAGUUCAAGUGCAACAGUGACUACGUGCCUGUGUGUGGCUCCAGUGGAGAGAGCUUCCAGAAUGAGUGUUACCUACGACAGGCUGCCUGCAAGCAGCAGAGCGAGAUCCUUGUGGUCUCCGAGGGAUCGUGUGCCACAGAUGCUGGCUCAGGAUCUGGGGAUGGAGGUAGGAGUUACCUUUUAUAUAUUCAAAGAAUUAUGAGUCAAUUUUUUUUGGUGUGA